AUUUUUAUUUAUUGGCAUUGAAAAGCUAUUUUCUGCAGAAAAUUGCAUUUUCACUGUGUUUUGAUAGUUUAAAAAAUAACAAUCAUGUUGUUUUCUCAUUGAAAAUUAUUUACUUUUUAUUUAAUACAAAUUUAUCUACGAGAAUCCGCUUUGAUUAACAACCUCCCCUUACUCCCCUUGUUUCAUUUUUCGACAUCAAUCCACAGUACUACAUCUCAUGAGAUUACUCUCUCAUUUUCUCAAUAAUUGCGUCGCUUAAUACAAAGCCAACCGAUUGAACAUAACCUCAAAACAAUAUUAUUAAUUAUUAGUAUCGUAUUAUAUAGCGCCACGAUGUUUUUAUUCAUCUAUCACCAUUUCUAAAAAAAAAGACCCCUAGUUCGACCUUCACUUUCGGUAUUUCUUACAUUCCAUUGUUCUACAAAUAGAGAGGUUAUGUUUUUUAGAUAACUGUAGCAUCUUUCUUCAUUGUUAAUUGUGGAUCGAGCGUCGCUUUUAAUCUCAGUAUUCGUGUUGUGAGUUGUGUGUCUAAUUUCUAGUGUUGUUACAAUUUUUAUUACAACCUGACUCUCUUUAUUUGUUGUGAUUUUUGAUUACGUAAAUAUAAUUGAAUAAUAUCAAAGAACUGUAUCAAUAUGACAACCGAAAAAAUUAAUUUGAUUGGUGUUCCAAUAGCUAAAAUUAAUGGUCGUAAACUUCCCACUAUAAAAGAAGUUUUAUUAUUAUUUUUUAUCAUCACAAAGUUCUUCAUCUAAAAGUCAAUGAAAGUGCAAAAAAAACUGCAAAUAUAGUUCAAGAUUGUUGGAAAAAUUUACAAAUUUUAACCUCCGGGCUUCGAAAUACGAUUAACAAAAUACUUGAGUUUUUCAAAAAAUGGCAAUUAUUGCAGUGCAAUAAGAAAAGAAUAAAAUCACAAGCUCAAAAACAAAAAGAAGUGAGUUUUGAACAAAAAAUUCAACAGUUAUUUAAUAUCGCUGGAAAAAACGGUCUAAGAAGUUUGAAUGGAGAGAUCAACAACUUUUCGGCUCAGAAACUAUUGAAUCAACCAGAAAUUUCUGAUAACUCCAGUUCACCAGAAACUUCGAGAAAAUAUGUUGAAAUUAUGGAAACCGAUGAGAUAGAAAUAGAUUUGGUUAAUGAUAAUAAUAAUAAUGAAAUUACACCUAGUCAAGAGUUACUAACAUCGUCGCAGUCAACUAUCAGUCAAAUUUCAAAUGUUUCCGAUUUUGAAACAGAAUUGUUGUCUGAAAAAAAAAUACCAAAAAUAAACAUUAUCACUCCAAAUUUAGCAGCUGCGCUUGAUCGUGCAAAUGUUAGCAACAGAAAUGCUACAUAUAUUUUGGCAGCUACCUUACAGAGCGUUGGAAUAGAUCUUCGGAAUGUUAAUUUAAGCUAUAAAACUAUCCAACGAAAUCGUAUACUUCUUCGAAAAGAAAUAGCUGAAGGGUUAAAAAAAGACUUAAAGUUCAAUGAUAAUUACGUAGUUCAUUGGGAUGGUAAAUUGUUAAGCGAUAUUGUUGGCGCAGAUGUUGUAGAUAGACUCCCAAUUCUUCUGACAUCGUCUGGCGCUGAACAAUUAUUAGGCAUUCCAAAAAUUGGAGCAGGAACUGGAAUUGAGCAAGCUUCAGCAGUAAACUCAACUUUGAAGCAUUGGGGUGUCAGUGAUUAUGUCAAAGCGGUGUGCUUUGAUACUGCAUAUACAAAUACAGGCAUUCAUCGUGGCGCUGGCGUAGAACUAGAGAAUCUUUUAGGGCGAAAGCUCAUUUGGUUGCCAUGUCGUCAUCACGUCAUUGAACUACUCAUUAAAGGUGUUUUUGAAGUAUACUGGCCAACGCAAAAUGGCCCAAAUGUUUCAAUUUUUGGUAGAUUCGAAAUAAUUGGAACAAGAUAG
Molecule: messenger RNA, 1891 nt
Organism: Cotesia glomerata
Lineage: Eukaryota; Metazoa; Arthropoda; Insecta; Hymenoptera; Braconidae
Exons: 3
Coding region: 1103-1891 (262 amino acids)
Source: RefSeq, a predicted model, not a curated record